AUGCGGUCGGCAAAAGUUGGAGUGGCGAGGCAGCUAGAAACAAAAAAGCCGCCGACUGGACGGAAAAUAUCAACAUCUUCUCGCGGCACCAUUCACUCUCAGCAGAGUCAACCCGAAGAUACGCAAAUGAAAUACACAAGGAAAGAGCUUAAAGAAUAUCGCCAACUGUUCAACAUGUUUGAUACGGAUGGAUCAGGGGCGAUAGGAAAUGAAGAACUGAAGCAAGCGAUGAUUAGUAUUGGGUUACACGCGAACAAAGCGGAAAUCGAUAACGUUAUCAAGGAGGUUGAUGCUGAUGGAAAUGGCGAAAUCGAUUUUGAAGAGUUUUGCGCGUGUAUGAAAAAAUCGCAAAAUAUUGUGAAAUCCACUAAUGAGGAGCUUAUAAGGGAAUGCUUUGAAAUUUUUGACCAAGAUCGGAAUGGAAUAAUCACAGAGAACGAAUUCAAGUAUAUUGCUAAAGAGUUUGGGGAUUUUGAUGACGAACUCGCCGAGAAGGUGUUUCGGGAGCUUGAUGUAUCUGCAAACGGGCACUUGUCCGCAGAUCAGUUUGCUACCAUUGUGGAAGACUACUUAUUAAGUGAUCCCAUUCGAAUAGACAUUGAAGAUGAUGAUUAUGCACCGACCAAUGAGGAUAAAAGACCCAAUGGGAGAAUCAGCCCUUACAAUUUAUCAAGUGUUCCCGAAUAA
Messenger RNA from Caenorhabditis bovis, 687 nucleotides. The record is from the annotation of a GenBank genome assembly. Lineage: Eukaryota; Metazoa; Nematoda; Chromadorea; Rhabditida; Rhabditidae.